AUUUCUCUUCCUCCUUCCUCCUGUCUUUUUCAAUAAUCUCCGUCUGUCUGUUCAUCAUCUGACAGUAAUCGAACAAAGUAUCCUCCAUAGAUCAAAAUGGAUGAAGAGUACGACGUGAUAGUGCUGGGGACAGGUCUCAAGGAAUGCAUCCUCAGCGGGCUUCUCUCCGUGGAUGGUCUCAAGGUGUUACAUAUGGACAAGAAUGACUACUAUGGAGGAGAAUCAACCUCUCUCAAUCUCAAUCAGCUCUGGAAGCAUUUCAAGGGAAGUGACAAGCCCCCGGAGCACUUGGGCCCCAGCAGGGAGUUCAACGUAGACAUGGUGCCGAAGUUCAUGAUGGCCAAUGGAGCUUUAGUUCGAGUCCUUAUCCACACUGAUGUCACGAAGUAUCUAAACUUCAAGGUUGUCGAUGGCAGUUUUGUGUACAACAAGGGAAAGAUUUAUAAAGUCCCAGCAACCGAUGUGGAAGCUCUCAAAUCUCCACUCAUGGGGCUGUUUGAGAAGCGACGUGCGAGGAAGUUUUUCAUUUAUGUGCAGGACUUCGAGGAGGACGACCCGAAGUCUCAUGAGGGUCUGGACUUGCACAAAGUCACUGCAAGGGAGCUCAUCUCGAAAUAUGGGCUCGAAGAUGAUACAAUCGAUUUUAUCGGGCAUGCUUUGGCCCUUUAUAUCGACGAUAAGUACUUGGACGAGCCUGCAAUUGACUUCGUGAAGAGGAUGAAGCUCUAUGCAGAGUCUUUGGCACGUUUCAAUGGAGGCUCUCCUUACAUAUAUCCGCUGUAUGGACUGGGAGAGUUACCUCAGGCCUUCGCACGUUUAAGUGCAGUUUAUGGUGGAACUUACAUGCUUAACAAGCCACAGUGUAAGGUGGAAUUUGAUGGUAGCGGAAAAGCCAUCGGUGUGAGCUCGGAAGGAGAAACUGCUAAGUGCAAGAAAGUUGUCUGUGAUCCCUCAUAUUUGCCCGACAAAGUCAAGAAGGUCGGGAAAGUUGCUCGUGCUGUAUGUAUUAUGAGCCACCCCAUCCCAGAUACCAACGAUUCUCAUUCAGCUCAGGUCAUUUUGCCACAGAAGCAACUCGGUCGAAAAUCAGAUAUGUACCUCUUCUGCUGCUCCUAUGCUCAUAAUGUGGCAUCGAAAGGGAAGUACAUUGCUUUCGUUACUGCAGAAGCAGAGACUGACAAGCCUGAGGAGGAACUGAAGCCCGGCAUAGACCUGCUCGGACCUGUUGAUGAGAUAUUCUACGACACUUUUGACCGUUAUGUCCCCACAAACAACUAUGAACUGGACAACUGCUUUAUAUCUACGAGCUACGAUGCAACUACACACUUCGAGUCUACUGUGAAGGAUGUGCUCGCAAUGUACAGUAAAAUAACUGGAAAGGCUCUUGAUCUUUCUGUGGACCUGAGCGCUGCAAGUGCUGCAACUGAUCAGCAAUGAGAUGCUUCAGCCCGACUCGUUCAUCUUAGCUAGCCUGUGGACCAGCCCGAAGCUUUACUUCGACCAUCUGGCAAAAUUAUAGUUUUUCUUCGUUCCUUAAUAAAGUAUAGACAUUGCUAUAUGUUCGUGUUCAACUGUUACAAUUUAUUGCUUUUACAGAACAGUGUUAAUUUUCCCACUGCA
This is a messenger RNA of Punica granatum (pomegranate), 1620 nucleotides long. NCBI's taxonomy places the organism in Eukaryota, Viridiplantae, Streptophyta, Magnoliopsida, Myrtales, Lythraceae. The record is from RefSeq and is a predicted model, not a curated record.